Messenger RNA from Sphaeramia orbicularis (orbiculate cardinalfish), 6425 nucleotides. It is a transcript of the gene ulk1b, whose product is annotated as unc-51 like autophagy activating kinase 1. Gene Ontology annotation, cellular component: phagophore assembly site membrane; phagophore assembly site; autophagosome. The record is from RefSeq and is a predicted model, not a curated record. The transcript has 27 exons. Gene Ontology annotation, biological process: negative regulation of collateral sprouting; peptidyl-serine phosphorylation; reticulophagy. Gene Ontology annotation, molecular function: ATP binding; protein serine/threonine kinase activity. Bases 564 to 3602 code for a protein of 1012 amino acids. NCBI's taxonomy places the organism in Eukaryota, Metazoa, Chordata, Actinopteri, Kurtiformes, Apogonidae.
UCGAAGGAGACGGACGCCGUCUGCUUUGUUGGGACCAUCGAUGCUGUGUGUUUUCGGCUAGUGAGCUGUCUGUUGUGGGAGAUUACGGCGCUAUUCGUAGUGUUUGCUACCCGGCACGCAUAGUAAAUGUAUUAAAGUUCGCAUACGGUGCUGGUUUUAUCGUGCGGACGCUUUAGGAGACAAAAGUGGAGCUCUCCUGUACGUAAACAAACGCAGCUAGCUACUUUUUAAGGUGGCACCGUAGGACAGCUGCAACAGCCAAACUCGACCUAUUUCCGUUUAAGUUGGCUGACUUCGCCUUGAAACACUGCCUGCGAUGGAAACCACCAUACAUCUGUGUUAGGAGGUAAUCUCCAAAAUCUAUGCGUUCGAACAUGAGAGAAGAGGACAGUUUGUUGUCUGGAAGGCAGCCCAUGGCCAGUGGAAGAGGGGGUGAACAUCCCUGCUGCUGCCGCUACUUGACAGAGGAGAAAGGAGCACUUGCUAACAAGAAGAAGCUCGACCUGAGGCCUCCUGGUCAUCUGUCCAAGUCUAAGUAGUGCUAAGUCAGACUUUGGCUCAUUAUGGAGACGGUGGGGAAAUUUGAGUUCAGUCGGAAGGACUUGAUCGGACAUGGCGCAUUUGCUGUGGUUUUCAAAGGCAGACACCGAGAGAAACAUGACUGGGAGGUGGCUGUAAAAUGCAUAAACAAGAAAAACCUGGCCAAAUCCCAGACACUGUUGGGUAAAGAGAUCAAAAUACUUAAGGAACUAAAACAUGAGAACAUUGUUGCAUUACUGGACUUUCAGGAAACUGCCAGCUCAGUGUACCUGGUGAUGGAGUACUGCAAUGGUGGCGACCUUGCUGACUACUUACACUCCAAAGGCACACUGAGUGAGGACACCAUUCGAGUUUUCCUGCAGCAGAUUGCAGGGGCCAUGAGGGUCCUUCAGGCCAAAGGCAUAAUCCACAGGGACCUGAAACCUCAGAACAUUCUGCUGUCUUACCCACCAGGACGCAAGUCGCACUCAAACAACACCUGCAUCAAAAUUGCCGACUUUGGCUUUGCCAGGUACCUUCAGAACAAUAUGAUGGCGGCAACACUUUGUGGGUCUCCUAUGUACAUGGCUCCCGAAGUCAUUAUGUCCCAAAACUAUGAUGCCAAGGCCGACUUGUGGAGCAUAGGAACCAUAGUGUUUCAGUGCUUGACUGGGAAAGCUCCUUUCCAGGCCAGCAGUCCACAGGAUCUCCGGCUGUUCUAUGAAAAAAAUAAGAAUCUCAGCCCCAACAUCCCCAGAGAGACGUCCUGUCAUUUGAGGCACCUGCUGCUGGGUCUGCUGCAGCGCAACCACAAGGACCGUAUGGACUUUGAUGAGUUUUUUUGUCAUCCUUUCCUGGAGGCCAGCUCAUCCAUGAAAAAGACAACUCCAACUGUAACGAUGACCUGUUUCCCAAGUUCUGCAUCAGCCAGCUCCUGUAGCAGCUCCUCCACCUCUCACCUUGCAUCUCCACCGCAGUCUCUUGCUGAGGUUCAGCAUUUGCGUGCCAAAGCUCUGGCCUCCCCUACCCAGGAGGCCACUGGUUUUCUCCUCAAGGACUCAUCAGGAGGGGGCGGCAGCAGCAAGAACUCCUCCUCUUGUGACACAGAUGACUUUGUUAUGGUGCCUGCUCACUUCACCACAGGUGAGCUGACAUGUGAGAGUAAAGUGCUGCAGGACAGCCUCAUGAACAGCGGUUCUCUUCUAGCCUCUGCUGGCCUGUGUAGUCAAGCCAAAACACCACCACACUCACCAUCGUACAGCGGGUCUCCAAGUCCUACCAGGCCCAGUGAGUUCUCGGGAAGUAGCUAUGGAAACCACGGUCACUCACUUCCUAUCCCAGUCCCUACUCAGGUCCUGAACUACCAGCGUAUGGAGCAGAACCUCCAGUGUGUCAAACAAGAUGGCUCGCCACGGGUGUCAACACCAGUGCGGCGGUGCAGCAGUGGUAGCUCGUUAGGCUUUGCUCGGCCUGGACCUUCACCUCCCUACGGGCAGGGAGCAGUCACUACUACCCGCAGGCUCUCCCUAGGAGGUGCGAGACCUUUCCAGCUCUCCCCUCAAGCUCCUCAUCACACUGAACUACGGCCAACCUCUCAACAGCAAACAGGACUGGGCACACGGCUCCACAGUGCCCCCUGUCUGUUGGAGUGUGCCAGUGGCACUGGCAGGCAGAAAAUCAGAAAGCAGCACUCAGACCCGGUGGUGGCCCCUUCAGCGGGUCUGAUGACCAUCCGACCUCUUCACUCUUCUCCCAGACUCAGUGAGCUGAUGCAGCGCAGCCCCCUCCCCACCAUCCUGGGCUCUCCUUCCAGGACUAUCCCUCCUUUUGAGUUCCCCAAGCCUCCCAGCUCUCCAAACCUUGUGACGUUCCUGGCACAGCAGGGUUUGGUCAUCGGCUCACCUUGUAGCAGGACCGCCCCGCCAGAAUCCAGAGACCCAGGCCAGCAGCCCGCUCACUGCAUCCACAGACUGAAUGAUGAUACAAAGGGUUUUGGAAGGUCUCAGAGUGCUGGUCGCCUGUCUGACAUGCUGCUGAUGGCUGCGUUUGGCCCGGGUGCACCUGCAGGCGAUAGAGGCAGCACAGAGAACCUCACCUCUGAAAAAGCCAUAGACAUAACAGUGCCCCCAGGCAGCGGGGGAGGCUUUGCCCCUGGCUCCUGCAGCCCAGCGCAAGUGGUUUUUACAGUGGGCUCUCCUCCCACUGGCAGCACCCCACCUCAUACCUCCCGACAGAGAAAAUACUCAGGCUCAUUCACUUCAGUCAGCCCAGCAGGCUCCUUCACCAGCCGCUACCAGACCGGCACCUAUCUGGAUGGCUUUGAGGCUCCCUCUAGCCCUCGCUACAGUUUCACAGAUCCCAUCUCAGCCAACAUGGGGGGUCCUGUAACCUUUGAGGCUCCUGAGCUCCCUGAGGAGACACUAAUGGAGCAGGAGCAUACAGACACUGUGCAAAGCCUGCGUUUCACACUGGAUUUCGCCCGCUGUCUGAUGGAGGUUGCUGGAGCUCGUGGGUCUGUGGUGGUGGGAGAGCUGGCCGACACCUCUCAUCCCUCCCUCCUUCAGCAGCAGAGCCUGGUAGCAGAUCAGAUAAGCUCGCUGAGCAGAGAGUGGAGUUAUGCAGAACAGCUGGUUCUCUACCUUAAGACUGCAGACCUUUUGUCGACUGCCUUACACACAGCCAUGGAGCGAGUUAAACAGGGCAAACUCUAUCCAUCUGCAACAGUCAAACAAGUUGUGAGGAGGCUGAACGAGCUGUACAAGGCCAGCGUGGCAUCAUGUCGCUCACUCAGCACCCGUCUGGAGCACUUCUUUUCCAGGAAGCAUCGUCUAAUGGACCAAAUCACCUCCAUCACAGCUGAGCGGCUGCUGUUCAGCCACACUGUGCAGAUGGUUCAAACUGCUGCACUGGAUGAAAUGUUCCACCAGGGGGAAGCAUCAGCCCUGCGCUACCAUAAAGCUCUUCUGCUGAUGGAGGGCUUAUCUCUGCUGCUCACAGAACAGGAUGACAUCCUCAGUGUUAGCAAAUGUAAGGAGUGCAUUGAACGUCGACUCACAGCUUUACAGUCAGGACUCUGUGUUUGAGAGUGACCCGUAUGACUCCGCCUCCUGGAGCGUGGAUAUGAUGUCAGUCAUUUGCACCCUGCACAUAACAAACAUACCAAAUCUCCACCCACACCUCAUGGUUAUCAGUAGAAAUGCUUUCGUUUUGAUUUCGUAAAAGUUCCAGGGUCUGUGCUCUCUGGAUGGCUUGCAGUUCAUCUCAAGUUUUGGACAGUCGCAGUGACUUCCCCAACACUAAACAUGGACCAGUGUUGGGCAUGAAGCACUAAUGCUGUAGAAGAAUGUCUGCAUUCAGGUCUGUGUGAGAGGACUUUGCUCUUGGCACCAAAAGUUGUAUUUUUUGCCAAGGAGAAGAUUCCGCCUCAGUAGGGAUAACACAAACAGGAGCAAAUAUUGCCAAGUAGUCACAUACCCACAUACAGUACUUAUCUAAACAAACAGAAAGUCUUUUAUAGGCUGCAAAUAUACAUGCUACAGAUUUGCUCUAGGCAACUCAAUAGACAAAAUGUUAUCUUUUACCAUGAUCAGUAGCUGGAGAGAAUGUACUGUAUGCUGAUUACAUUCUCAUCAAAUGUUUGUUUUUCUUACCACUUGUUGCUUUCCUCUGUCUGUUUUUACUGAUUUAAAUCUACUUGCUCAGUUAAAGGGAAAUAUAUCUAUCCCAUUUGUUCAUUGGUAGGUGACUGCAAGCUUUUUAUAAGCACUGACAUAAAACUGUUGCCAAAAUGACCAAAAAAAAAAAGCUUUUGUUUUUGUUUUGUGUUAUGUUUUUAUAUUAGGUUUGAUGAUAAAUGCUGGUCUGGAAGGAAAUCCAGAACAUGUGUCUCUGUGUUUGACACUUUACUUACUCUAUACUUCCUUUUAAUUUUAAUUUAACUCCCCUCAUCAAAACAAUUCAAUGGAGGUUUUGCAUUCAAUCUGGAGCUACUAAAGUGUAAAUGUAGCUUUUAAUUCAAGGACUGAUGUUUUUUCUCUUACCAUCUGUGUCACAAUCCUUUUAAGAUGCUGCAAUGACCAGGGAUCUGUUUUCCAAGUAUACAGAGGUUUAGGUGCUGCUGUCGCUGGUAAUCUCUCCACAAAUUUCCAUUUUAUGUCUUUUUGUGUUUGUUUUAUCCGACAUGUUGGAGUUGAGCAAGUAUAAUCAAAUUUGAAUGUAAGGCUGACAGGAGAAAAGCAGCAGAAACAUUGGCCUAAAUGUUAGUAAUGCAACAUUUAGACUGAUCCCAGAGCUAAUGUCUGAAUGUUUUUGCACUGUUCAAGUACUGUAUAGGAUGAUGUUGAGUGCAACAUGCUAAACAUGUUAGAGAGAUUUUAAGAUUUAUACUUUGAUACAUUUUAGUGCAGUUUUAGUUGUACUAUAGUUGCUGUUUAAAGGUAAUGUUAGAAAAGAGACCGCUGAUAAGGAGAUGGUAUAAGCUAUGUUGUUUCAUUUCAGAGUAGGAAGUGGGUGACAAUUUUGAAACGUGAUGUGUUGAUUUGGAGUGCUGAUUGUUCUAUUUUUGUCUGAAACAUUAUGUGUAGUCUUGAUAUUGACCUUAGCCAUAAAUUCCAAUAGGAUCCCUUUACUCCUCUAGAUUAUGAGCCAACAGGAAAAGGGUCAAAUUUUGUUCAGAUGGCUUUCAAAGAGAGGUGUGUGUGCAUGCAUGCAUGUGUGAAGUGGUGUUGUUUGAGGUAUUAGUGAACUGUGGGGUUUGUUUAUUGGUUUGACACGAUGUGUGAGUUACUUGAUUUGGACUCCAGUUUACUCUGGGUUGGAUCCCAUCUUUACAUAUCAAACUGAAAACAUCCACUGAAAGUACUACUUUCUUUUCCCUGAGGUGUAGUCUUUCUUUGCCUUUUUAGUUGACGGAACAUGGUGGAUACGUUCCAUAUUUCUAGUAGAAAGCAUUGAUGUGUGGUAAGGCCUUGAGAUAAUUUACAGAGAAAAAGAAGCCAGUGAAGUAGCACUGUCAGCUGAAGAGAAUGAAGUGAGGCUUAUGUUUGAAGUGAAUAUUUAUCUAAUAUACUUUUGUGUAUUUGCUUUGUGGCCUUUAGUCUUUUGUCAGAUAAUUUCCUUGAAAUUGUUUUUGUGUACAUUCCUAGUAUCACCCACUGGCUCUCUGUUUGAUAUACAUACUGUUCAGUCAGUAUAUAGUUGCAAUAUCUCAUAAGAUACAGGUAGUAGAAAGUGAAGACCUCUUAACUUUAUAAAACUGAUGCAUGUGUCACUUUUUAUUGUCCCCUACAAUCAUUGCUAUCAGUUAUCCUAACGUAGGUUACCUUGAUUAGGAGUCACAAGCACCAUAAAGGUAAUUUGUGAUGCAGUUGAAUUAACUAGUGUAAUGUUCGCGCUGGGAUGCUAUAAGAAACUGAGUGGCAUUGCCCUCUGACACCUUGCUAAAGUGUCCUUUAACAAGAUACUGAAUUCCCAUCAGCUCCAGGGCUGUGGGACCAACUAAAGACAAAAUGAAGUCAAAUCCCCAUAAAGAUUCAGCCAACCAUAUAUGCACUCCCACAAUAAUCUGUCAUUGAUUUAUUUGUAUUUCUAUGUUUGCCAAGAACAUACCUGAAUGUUUUCACCUUAUAUUUUCACUUUUACUAACUCUGUAUCACUUGUAAAUAUUGUAAAUUAACUUAUUGCUGUUAUUGUACAUAUGAAACUACAGGCAUGGAGAGAACCAUACUGUACCACCUAUACAUUUCCAAAGAAUUGGCCCUACGAUUUUCCUUUAUUGUCUCUUACUGUUGCAAAAGCAUUUUCAUUUUGUCACAUAUGGCAGACACACUAUUUUAAUGUCUUUGUGUGUGAUGUAACAUUUACUGUGUGAGAGUUGCAAUAAAUCAAUAAAGUCAAAGGAAAGAUCA